Messenger RNA from Capsicum annuum, 796 nucleotides. RefSeq names its product putative ribosome biogenesis protein slx9-like. Gene Ontology annotation, biological process: maturation of SSU-rRNA from tricistronic rRNA transcript (SSU-rRNA, 5.8S rRNA, LSU-rRNA). The transcript is spliced from 6 exons. The record is from RefSeq and is a predicted model, not a curated record. Gene Ontology annotation, cellular component: preribosome, small subunit precursor; nucleolus; 90S preribosome. NCBI's taxonomy places the organism in Eukaryota, Viridiplantae, Streptophyta, Magnoliopsida, Solanales, Solanaceae. Bases 240 to 701 code for a protein of 153 amino acids.
AAAAUUAGGGCCAAAGUGUACCCAUAAAUCAACAAAGCCCAAAAUAGCAAAAUGGACUUCAAUUCUUGAUCCAAAUUACUGCUCAUUAGAUUUCCGCCCACUCCCUGAAUCCAUCGCCAUAGCUACUCCCCCUUUCCAUCAGCUGUGGACUCUCCGGCGAGCUCACCUGCGACUAUUUCUUUCUCCCGCAAAAUCAGAUUUCAUCAGCACAGGCCGCUCUUACUACUGCCUUGUCAAGCAUGGGGAAGACAAGCAAACGCGGAGAUGCAGCCGCUCGAGCUGAACGUAAAUUCGAAAAGAAGCUGGAGUUCUAUUCUAAGGUUAGACACACGGUUGCUUCGUUAGCUACACAGAAGACUAUUGCUAAGAAGAAGAAAGUAAGAAGCAGGCAAAAGAAAUUGAAGGCUUAUGACCUUUCUACGCUUACAGAGUUUCUCCCUGAAUUGAAAACCUCUCAGCAACCAAAACCAGCAAACUUCAAGUUGAAAAGUAAAAAUAGGAAAAAUUUAGUGUUGAAGGAAGGCAAUCAAUUACAAGCAGUUAUUAAUCAUCCUGCUUUCCAGUCAGAUCCAUUAGGUGCCAUUCAUCAACAUCUGCAAAGCACACAGCCUACUGUGGAUGAAAAGCCAAAAAGAAGGGAAAAUAGAAAAGGAAAAAAGAAAUCUAAAGCCAUAGCCGGGUUACAGUCUAUGGAGAUGUAAUGUGCUAUUGAAUUUUUUUGUUUCCUUUACUCUGCCUAAAUUUUGGUGUAUUGGCUUGUGUUCAUAAUGACUAAACUAGCAGCAAUUUACAGCUA